Messenger RNA from Ostertagia ostertagi, 321 nucleotides. Lineage: Eukaryota; Metazoa; Nematoda; Chromadorea; Rhabditida; Trichostrongylidae. The record is from the annotation of a GenBank genome assembly.
AUGGGUUUCAGCAAUCCAGUGAUGCACCUUCCUCAUAGUGAGACUGCUGAGCAGAUUCCGGCGGACGAAUUUCGCUCGGAUAUGAAGGGAAGCGAGUGUGCUAUUUGUAUGGUGGAUUUCGAACCCGGGGAGAAAGUGAGGUUCCUGCCGUGUAUGCAUUCCUUCCAUCAAACUUGUGUAGAUGAUUGGUUGAUGAGAUCUUUCACAUGCCCGUCAUGUCUGGAGCCGGUGGAUUCAACAAUUCUGUCUUCGCUCACAGCACACACUCAGCAAUCCCUUCAAGACCUCGCCUGUUCACCUGCCACCCAAGGAACAUCUUGA